Messenger RNA from Cervus elaphus (red deer), 1676 nucleotides. It is a transcript of the gene CIMIP2A, whose product is annotated as family with sequence similarity 166 member A. The transcript is spliced from 6 exons. Lineage: Eukaryota; Metazoa; Chordata; Mammalia; Artiodactyla; Cervidae. The record is from RefSeq and is a predicted model, not a curated record. The coding region runs from base 470 to 1657 and encodes 395 amino acids.
AAUAGAUUUGAUUUUACAUGACCCCGGCUGCACCGGGUCUUUGUGCACGGGCUCUCCCUAGCCGUGGUGAGCAGGGGCUGCCCCUCACGGUGAUGCGGCCUCUAGUGCGGUGGUGUCUGGCGGAGCACAGGCUCCAGGUGCAGAGGCUUCAGGAGUUGCAGCAGGCAGGCUCAGCGGCUGUGGGUGCUACUACAACGGCCUUGGUUGCUUUGUGGCAUGUGGAAUCUUCCCAGACCAGGGAUUGAGCCUGUCUCCCUUGCACUGUACCACCAGGCAGGUUUUAAAAAGAAAACAGCGCACACUCCUUACUGUGACACAGGCCACUCCUCGGGGCUUAGCUGUGGCACCCACGCCACUUCCCCACAGACCUGAACCUACCCCACCAGCAGCGUCCCCCACACCUUCCCGGUAUCCUGCCGGCUCCCCUGUGCCUCAGCCCAAGGAAGGCCCAGCCUGUCUCCUCCCUGUGAUGCUUCGGGAGGCAGAGCUCCCUAUUCUCUCAUCUUUCAGCCCCUUGUUGGAAAAUGGCUGGCGGAUGGCGCCGGAUGGUGGGGAGGACGACGCAGCUCCCCUCCCACGGGCCAGGCCUGUUCUCAGUGCUUGGCCUGAGCUGCCCGCUCAAGCCCCAGCAGCCCCAGAUGGCGGGGCUGCCGUGACCCCGCUCUGCAGGCAGGUGGAGGCUCUCGCCUGCAGCCAGCAGCCCAGACCCACACCUGCCUGUGGGGCCCUGCCUCGCCCUCUCGCCUGCAGCUAUGCCGGCUUCUACCCGCAGCUGCGCUAUCAGGUGGGCAACACCUACGGGCGCACCACGGCACAGCUGCUCACAGACCCCAGUGUGCAGAAGAGCCCCUGCUCCGUGCUGGCCCCCAUCGCCAAGCCCAAAUUCAUCGAGGACUUCAGCAAGCCCAAGCCACCUUUUGUGCCCUGCCGUGACCUGAUCGAGCCCUACAUACCCCACUACACUGGUCUGAAGCCCUACAAGAACUUUGAGAUGCUGGGCCGGUUCCCACCCCAGGAGGUGGAUGCCCAGGGGUCCCUGGGGGGUGAGAAUGUAUCCAGGCAAGAACCACUGCCUGCAGGCUUCAUGCCCUAUCCCCCCUACGCCCCCUGCCCUCCGGGCAGGAAGGGGGGCUCCAGGGACCUUGGACACCCGGGGUUGCGGUUGGCACUCGGGGAAGAGGCCUGGAAGAGCACCACCCCUGCCUGCGAGGCCCCGGGGCAGUACCAGCUGUACCACUGCAGGAGGGACUGGUCCCCACCACUCGCCCACUGGCAGGAGACACUCGAUGUGGGCAGGUUCCACAGGCUGCCCCAGCUGGACCACCCCAACCUGAUCCAGCGCAAAGCCAUCUCAGGUUACGCAGGCUUUGUCCCUCGGUUUGCCUGGGUGAUGGGGAUGAAUUAUCGCGAUGGGGUCACACAGGCUAUGGACGAGUUCGACAAGAGCCAGUUUCUGCUCAGAAAUCCCAUCUGUGCCCUGGGUGAGAGGCUGCCCCGAACACACUGGCCCAGCAACACUAUCUACAGAAGCCAGGGCCUGAUACCUUUCUACAUGGGCUUCAUACCAUCCAUGCAGGACAACUAUGCACUGACCUUCGGCAACAGUACCCGCAAGGCCUAUGGGAAGGAACUGGACAGGCGCAGCCAGACACUAUGAAAACGCUUUAAUGGUGGCG